CUUUCACUUUCUUCCCUUUUUCUUUGGCUUAAUGUGAGAAAUUCAGAGUAAAGGGAGAGAGUUGUCAGCUCGGCGUCGGUGUAUGCUUCUCUGUCAUUCCCCGCUUUUCCUUGUUGCUUUCUUCUUUUGCUUUGCUUUCAAUCCGAAUCCGAACACUAAAAAUCCCAACACACAACAAAAAACCCACCAAUUCCCAUCUGUAUCUGUGUUGUUCUUUUGUUUCCAUUCUCUCUUUCGUUUCUUCUUCUCCACACCUGUACAAUUUCUGUUUCCUUUCCACUUCGAGCUUCUUCGCCUUCCAAUCUGUUAAUUUCAGGCUUAUGCUCCUCCUCCUGAUAACAUUUUUCAUCCAGCGAACAAAAGUCCGAAUAAUCGACAGCAAAGGAAGAAAGUGAGAAUGCGCAAGUGGUUUUGUUGUUUUUGUCAAGUUGAAGAGACUAACGAGUCAACUGAAAAUGAGCACUUGAAAAUCCCCACUAAUUUUGGAGAUGGCCACUCAAAGGGCCCAAACGUGUCAGCACCUGUUAAACCUGAGGCACAAAAGGCAGCACCAACAAUUGAAGUGCCUGCACUCUCCCUGGAUGAACUGAAAGAAAAGACAGAUAAUUUUGGGUCGAAAGCAUUGAUUGGAGAAGGAUCUUAUGGUAGAGUUUACUAUGCAAGCUUGAAUAAUGGGAAAAAUGUAGCUGUAAAAAAGCUCGAUGUUUCCUCUGAGCCUGACAGUAACAUUGAGUUUUUGACCCAGGUUUCUACAGUAUCAAGAUUGAAACAUGAAAAUUUUGUUGAAUUGCUUGGAUAUUGUGUUGAAGGAAAUCUUCGUGUAUUGGCAUAUGAAUAUGCAACCAUGGGAUCUUUGCAUGAUGUGUUACAUGGAAGGAAGGGAGUACAAGGAGCACAACCUGGUCCAGUGCUCGACUGGAUGCAGCGAGUGAGAAUUGCAGUUGAUGCUGCCAAAGGACUGGAAUACUUGCAUGAGAAGGUUCAACCUGCUAUUAUACACCGAGAUAUCAGGUCCAGCAAUGUGCUUCUCUUUGAGGAUUUUAAAGCGAAGAUAGCUGAUUUUAACCUCUCCAAUCAAGCCCCUGAUAUGGCAGCCCGUCUUCAUUCAACUCGAGUUUUGGGAACUUUUGGUUACCAUGCUCCAGAGUAUGCAAUGUCUGGACAGUUGACACAGAAGAGUGAUGUAUACAGCUUUGGUGUAGUUCUACUUGAGCUUUUGACUGGUAGGAAACCUGUCGAUCACACGAUGCCCCGCGGACAGCAAAGUUUAGUUACCUGGGCUACCCCAAGGCUAAGCGAGGACAAAGUGAAGCAAUGCGUAGAUCCAAGACUAAAGGGAGAAUACCCUCCUAAAGGAAUUGCGAAGCUAGCAGCAGUGGCUGCAUUGUGUGUACAGUACGAAUCUGAGUUCCGACCAAAUAUGAGCAUCGUUGUGAAAGCCCUCCAACCUCUUUUGAAGCCCCCCGCACCUACUGGUCCCCCUGCGCCAGUGUCUUGAUGGCAAUGUACAUGGUUUCAUCCCCCUGAGUUUGAAUUCUUGCGUAUGCUUUGAAUAGUUUCUCUCUUAUAUGCCUACGAUAUUUGGUCGGGAUAGCUUUACGCAUAUCCCUUUUAUUUGCUUGUGUAAAUGGUGAGCUUGGAUGUGGUAGACCGGUUUCAGAGUCUUGGGAGACUUUAAGAAGAGUGAUGGUAGCUGAAUGUGUGGAGAAUUAUCUGUUUCUGAAUAUUAAUGGAGGCCCCUCAUUGACACUCUCUGCCUUCUCAAAACUGUAGAGUGCAGAUUUACCUGAGGCUAUUAGGUCUUCUUUUUAUAUAUUUUGUUCUUCAACUCUGAUCUAAACAAAAACUUGCUGAUUUUCACUUAUAUCAAAAUGAAUGGACUCCCAUGGGACUGCAUUUAAUAUAUA
This is a messenger RNA of Cucurbita maxima (winter squash), 1907 nucleotides long. RefSeq names its product PTI1-like tyrosine-protein kinase 3. NCBI's taxonomy places the organism in Eukaryota, Viridiplantae, Streptophyta, Magnoliopsida, Cucurbitales, Cucurbitaceae. The record is from RefSeq and is a predicted model, not a curated record. Bases 398 to 1498 code for a protein of 366 amino acids. The transcript is spliced from 8 exons. Gene Ontology annotation, molecular function: protein tyrosine kinase activity; ATP binding. Gene Ontology annotation, biological process: protein phosphorylation.